GUAGCCUACAUGUACAUGUACAGUACAUAUACUGUACGUGUAUACCGUCAGUACACCUGCAAGGAACCUAAGGAAUUAGAUGAGUUUCUUCCACUUGAAGUUACAGAAUGGCACACGCAGGAAAAGGAAAACUUAUCGCCGUGAUUGGUGACGAGGAUACCUGCACAGGAUUUCUCCUUGGAGGCAUUGGCGAGUUGAAUAACAAGAGGCAUCCCAACUUUGUAGUUAUUGAAAAAGAUACAAGCGUCCAUGAAAUUGAGGAGAGUUUCAAGAGCUUCGUGACGCGGUCAGACAUCGCCAUCAUCCUCAUCAAUCAGAACUAUGCCGAGUUGAUUAGGCACCUGCUGGACAACCACACAGACCCCAUACCUGCCGUCUUAGAGAUUCCCUCCAAGGACAGCCCCUAUGACCCAAACAAGGACUCCAUCCUGCGCAGGGCGAAGGGCAUGUUCACUGCUGAAGAUUUCCGCUGAAAUUCCAGAAAAAUGGACUUCUACUCCUGAAUUAUUUUGAACACGGGCAUGGACUUUCACAACAGUGCAAUGCAUCCACUUCACGAAGCAAUGAGAUAUAGAUGUACAUGUACACUGUAUGUACAUGUACAUGUUGGUAUUUAUCAUUAUAACACCUCACAAGCCCAUUUCUAUCUCAGGUAGGUAGAAAAAAUAUGAAUGGUAAGAGUAAUUUAUUGAAUGUGUUGCUGAAUGAAAUUUUUCUUUCCCUCGCAUAAAGGUGCAACUCUCAUUUCUUGUAUAUGUAUCUGUUUCAUGCAGUACCUGAAUAAAUGUCCCUUGUCAUGCUUGUGUAGAAGCCAGCAAUUUUUACUUUCUCAGCUGAGCAUAAAAGUGUGACACAAAGUUUACUCCAUCUGAGGCAAGACUGAAAUUUUGUCUGUGUGUGUAAAGUGCUGCUACUGUGCUUACUAAACAUGCAGUUCUAUGAUAUAUGUUGUCACGUUUAUGGGACAUACUUAACAGUAACACCGUUCAGUAUACAAUUAGACAAUCACACUUGAUUGAUGACCCACCAAUCAGAUGAGGGGAGAUUUGUUCAGGUGUUGUAUAAAAAUAAACCUCAUGGUGGACCCCAAAGUCUUAGUAUUAAACAAUGAAUUGAAUAUUCCCAGGCAAGAGUGCAGGUACCACACUGAUGAUUGUCACUGAUGGUUGUAAAAUUAAUGCACGUCAAACCAGGAUUGAAUUGAAUGGAAAGAAAUCUACAAUACAUGUACAUAUGUGUUAGGUGUAAAAUUACUGUUCACAUGUGUACAUGUAGCAUUACUUCCUUUCUUUCCAACCUUGCUACGUAGCCUUUCAUUAUUGCAGUCAAAUGGAUGUCCUUCAAGGAGCUGUUUCUUGUCCUUCGCUUUCUGUUUUGUUUUAUGGCAUUUCAAUGAGAACAAGAAAGACCAAAAGAUUGCACUAUUUAAUUAUUUUUUUCCGCCGAAUGACCACGCAAACAUUUUGCAACCAAAAUUAUUUUGUAUAGAUAUUUUAUCGUUUCCUUGUUUAUAGUGUAAAAUUCUGCUAAGCCUGGCCCUGUUUUCGCUUGUGGCUUUUUCCAUCGGUCUGAUUUUGUCUUACAUGUACAUGUACAUUGUAGCACAUUCAACAGCGCUUAUCCUUCUUCAGUUUCCUAAGUUUUACCAGACAAGAAGCUAUGACUUUUAUUUAGCUAGAAUUAUAUAAAAAUCACCAUUCCUCUGAACAAGUGAAUGACUUGUUUAAAUUUGACACAUGUAUUUGUUCCUGUAAAAUCAUAGUUUUUGAUGUUCGGGUUAAAUUUUGUAAUGAACUAUUUUAAUGAAGGCAGUAUUUACAGCCGUUCCUAGUGUUUCAUAGUUAAGACCAGUAGCCACACGGUGUAGUGACAUUUACAAUAAAAGAUGUUAUUGCACAAACUUUAAGUUCCGUCUAUUGCAGGGCUUCAGAGAGUGUGGCAAUGACUCUGGGAAAUAAUUGAAUAUUUCUGAUGGAGGGUUAACCUAUGCCGCUUGCCAUGCAUCUCAAAUAUUGUUGUGUUUCAAAUGUACUUGUAUAAUGUUCCAAUAAUCAAUCUAUGAUAAUAAAAUUAUGUAUAAAAUCCUGCUUUAUAUACACAUGGUAUACAGUUCAUGUUUUUGUGUUCAUCGUUGAGUCAAAUUGAAAUUACACACAUACAUAGACAUGAUAGAAGAGGAUUUUCCGUCCGUUUUGGGUGGCGAGUAUAUGCCCCUCCCUUUCUUCCGACGCCCGAGGGCGCUGUUGCUGUGUCGUUGGAGAGCCGUUUAUGAUUACAGAGAGAGUUGCGUUGCAACAUGCGUAUCUCAAUUGUUUGAAAGUUUGGAGAAUGUUUGGGAGUCCUUGAUAGAGAUUUGGCCUAGCCUCUGACUAAGCCGGUAUUGGGAUAAUUGCUGAGGCGAGGCACACAAACGGGCUUCUAGAGAUUAGAAAUUCUACGUGCAACUUACGAAGCCAAAGUGUAACCCAUUAGGCCUAAAAGAGUGAAUAAAAUUGGUGUUUGUUUA
Molecule: messenger RNA, 2506 nt
Organism: Acanthaster planci (crown-of-thorns starfish)
Lineage: Eukaryota; Metazoa; Echinodermata; Asteroidea; Valvatida; Acanthasteridae
Gene: atp6v1f
Product: ATPase H+ transporting V1 subunit F
Biological process (GO): proton transmembrane transport
Cellular component (GO): proton-transporting V-type ATPase, V1 domain; membrane
Molecular function (GO): proton-transporting ATPase activity, rotational mechanism
Source: RefSeq, a predicted model, not a curated record